This is a messenger RNA of Ochotona curzoniae (black-lipped pika), 621 nucleotides long. Its product is annotated as probable histone-lysine N-methyltransferase PRDM7. Lineage: Eukaryota; Metazoa; Chordata; Mammalia; Lagomorpha; Ochotonidae. Gene Ontology annotation, molecular function: histone H3K4 methyltransferase activity; protein binding; recombination hotspot binding. The coding region runs from base 1 to 621 and encodes 206 amino acids. Gene Ontology annotation, cellular component: nucleus. Gene Ontology annotation, biological process: positive regulation of reciprocal meiotic recombination. The record is from RefSeq and is a predicted model, not a curated record. The transcript is spliced from 4 exons.
AUGAUGAUUACCUGUGUAAGUAACCCUUUAGCACAUCCACAAAGCUGUGAUACUCAUGGACCCCCAGUGUUUCUAAAGGACAACCCAGUGGAUAAGGGACAUCCUAGUCCGGUUUUCCUCAGUGUGCCCACUGGACUUAGAAUUGGCCCAUCCAGCAUUCCUGAGGCUGGGCUUGGAGUGUUUAAUGAAACAUCUGAUCUGCCACUGGGUUUGCACUUUGGUGCUUUUGAGGGCGAGAUCAUAGAAGUGAAACAGCAAUCCAACAGAUGGCACAGCUGGCAAAUAACCUACAGGAGAAACAGCUAUGAGUACAUGGAUGGUAAGGAUACUUCUUUGGUCAACCUGAUGAGGUAUGUGAACUGUGCCCGGAAUGAUGAGGAGCAGAAUUUGGUGGCCUUCCAAUACCACAGACGGAUAUUUUACCACACCUGCCAAGUCAUCAAACCAGGCUGUGAACUUCUAAUAUGGUAUGGGGACGAGUAUGGAAGGGAGCAUGAGUAUCAAAGGAAGCAGUGGGAAGAAAAAGAAGGGAAGAAAAAGGAAGAACUCACAACACUGAGAGGCAUAGCCAAGGAUGAGGAGGAGGAUGAGUGGGCUCUCUUUGGCGGCAGUGUCUUUUAA